AUGAUCAGGACAAACUUCAAAUUGCCAAACAGGAAACUAUCUCGAAUGGAUUGCCUUUUGGUAGAGAACCCACACCUGGGCCAUUUUCUUGAGAAGAUGAAGCAAGGUUCGGCUGGAACAUUGGACAAAUCUAGUCCAAAAUUAACUUCAGUGUUUCUUUGUAGUGUUGACAUUAUUCGGGAAUACAGCUUUGUUCAAAGUUUCACCGGUUAG
Messenger RNA from Pyricularia grisea, 213 nucleotides. RefSeq lists its product as uncharacterized. The record is from RefSeq and is a predicted model, not a curated record. The transcript has 2 exons. Bases 1 to 213 code for a protein of 70 amino acids. Lineage: Eukaryota; Fungi; Ascomycota; Sordariomycetes; Magnaporthales; Pyriculariaceae.